AAGACACUCUCCUUUAGUUUCUCUCCCUUCUCUCUUAUAGCUUCACUUGCAUUCCUUUGAUCCCCCAUGGCUACAGAACUCGAAAGCUCCCUGAUCUUUGCCCUUCUGUCCAAAUGCAGCGGUCUAAGCCAAACCAGUCUCGCUUUUUCUAUACUUGCCAUCGUAAUCGUCUGGCUCGCCUUUUCUCUCUUCUUCUGGACUUAUCCAGGUGGACCUGCAUGGGGCAAAUACCUCUCUCGCCGGUUAACUAACAAAACCGGAACGGUUAUUCCCGGUCCAAGAGGGUUCCCUUUCGUGGGAAGCAUGUCUCUCAUGUCCAGCGCUCUAGCACACCACCGAAUCGCAGAAGCAGCCGAGAGAUACGGAGCCAAACGGCUCAUGGCUUUCAGCUUAGGCGAGACACGCGUGAUCGUCACGUGCAACCCCGACGUGGCUAAAGAGAUUCUGAAUAGUCCAGUUUUUGCUGACCGUCCGGUUAAGGAAUCAGCUUACUCUCUGAUGUUUAACCGGGCAAUUGGUUUCGCGCCACACGGUGUUUACUGGCGAACGCUGCGAAGGAUCGCUUCGAACCAUCUCUUCAGUCCUAAACAAAUCAAACGCGCGGAAACGCAGAGGCGAGUGAUCGCUAGCCAGAUGGUGGGGUUGCUCGAGAAACAGAGCAGUACUAACGGGCUCUGUUUUGUCCGUGAGCUGCUCAAAGCGGCGUCGCUUAGCAACAUGAUGUGCUCUGUUUUCGGACAAGAGUACGAGCUUGAUCAAGACCAUGUUGAGUUACGUGAAUUGGUCGAAGAAGGUUAUGAUUUGCUCGGAGAAUUGAAUUGGACCGAUCACCUUCCUUGGUUAUCGGAAUUUGAUCCACAGAGAAUCCGGUCUAGAUGUUCCGCACUCGUACCGAAGGUAAACCGGUUUGUAUCCCGGAUUAUAUCACAGCAUCGUACUCAAACCGGUGAUUCCCCUCGUGAUUUCGUGGACGUCCUGCUCUCCCUUCAUGGUUCAGACCAAUUAUCCGACCCGGACAUGAUCGCCGUUCUUUGGGAAAUGAUAUUCAGAGGAACAGACACAGUUGCGGUUUUAGUCGAGUGGAUCCUUGCUAGGAUGGUGCGUCAUUCAGAUAUUCAAUCGACGGUACAAAAUGAGCUUGAUUCGGUAGUCGGAAAAUCAAGAGCCGUCGAUGAGUCUGACUUGGUUUCACUUCCGUAUCUGACGGCUAUGGUGAAAGAAGUUCUGAGGAUGCACCCUCCAGGCCCACUUCUGUCGUGGGCCCGUUUGGCCAUAACAGACACGAUCGUUGAUGGUUGUCUUGUUCCGGCGGGGACCACAGCAAUGGUGAACAUGUGGGCCAUAGCGCAUGAUCCACACGUGUGGGUUGAUCCUUUGGAGUUUAAACCCGAGAGGUUCGUAGCGAAAGAAGGUGAGGUGGAGUUCUCGGUUCUAGGGUCGGACUUGAGACUAGCGCCUUUUGGGUCGGGUCGUCGGAUCUGCCCUGGGAAGAAUCUUGGUUUGACUACCGUUACGUUCUGGACCGCGACGCUGUUACAUGAGUUUGAAUGGGGAUCGUCUGUUGGAAACGGUGUUGACUUAUCUGAGAAGCUGAGGCUUUCAUGUGAGAUGGCUAACCCUCUUGCUGCUCAAGUGCGUCGUAGGCGCAGUUAAAAAGCUUAUAAGAAAAUGGAAGGUUCUAAUUAAUGGAAACAAUGUAUUAACUAAGCAGCUUUUUAAUUAGAGCUAACAUUCUUAUAUAUACGUGUGGUGUUUGUGUUUGUGUGUGUGAUUUGUGAGUAUGAAAGGUGAGUGAUGUGUCUCUAUGUUGUAAAUACAAU
Molecule: messenger RNA, 1820 nt
Organism: Brassica oleracea var. oleracea
Lineage: Eukaryota; Viridiplantae; Streptophyta; Magnoliopsida; Brassicales; Brassicaceae
Product: cytochrome P450 78A6
Exons: 2
Coding region: 67-1653 (528 amino acids)
Molecular function (GO): heme binding; oxidoreductase activity, acting on paired donors, with incorporation or reduction of molecular oxygen; monooxygenase activity
Source: RefSeq, a predicted model, not a curated record